This is a messenger RNA of Cicer arietinum (chickpea), 1752 nucleotides long. Its product is annotated as polygalacturonase QRT3. Gene Ontology annotation, molecular function: polygalacturonase activity. The record is from RefSeq and is a predicted model, not a curated record. NCBI's taxonomy places the organism in Eukaryota, Viridiplantae, Streptophyta, Magnoliopsida, Fabales, Fabaceae.
UAAAUUCAAUUCAAUGAAGUAUAUCAAAAGGAGGAAGUAUCUUUAAAGCAAGAAGAUAACAGUUAUACCUACUUACACAUAAAAUAAAUCCUCUUCACUCCCUUCACCUUUGUUUGUGUGUAUGAGAAACCAAAACCAAAACCAAAAUACAUUUAAAUUAAAUAUUUAUGUAUAUUAUGAGAUUCUCAAACUUAGCCUUUCUCUUAUUACUAUUAUUGGUAGUAGAAGAAACCACUUGCUUCAAUAAACACAUUCAUGAGCUUUCUCAUUUCAUCAACAAACUUAAGCAUAAAGUGGAUAUUCCCUUGUCCCAAUCACCAUCUCCUUCUCCAUCACCAGACACAAAAAUGAGUGGAAGAGUGUUGUGCCCAAUUGAAUAUGGUGCAGACCCUAGAGGGGAAAAUGAAAGCAGUGAUGCCAUUAUGAAAGCCUUAGAAGAUGCUUUUGAGAUGGAUAAUGAGGGACUUGAAUUGUUGCCAGGAAUUAGAGACCUUGGUGGUGUUGUUAUUGAUUUUCAAGGUGGAAAUUACAAAAUCAGCAAACCUAUCACAUUUCCUUCCUCUAUUGGCAAUCUUGUGGUAAAAGGUGGAACAUUGAGAGCUUCUGAUACAUUUCCAACUGAUAGACACCUUGUUGAGUUGUGUGCAUCAAAUUCCCAUAACCUCCAAAAUACAACAACACCAUCCAUAAAUCAUCAGCAUGAAUUCAACAACAACAAUUUACUUCAACAAACAAUAGGAACUUACUAUGAAGACAUAACAUUCCGUGACAUCCUCUUCGAUUCAAGCUACCGAGGCGGAGGAAUAUUCAUCGUUGAUUCGGCUAGAAUCCGAAUCAACAAUUGUUUCUUCCUUCAUUUCACCACAGAAGGAAUUCUAGUUCAAAAGGGACAUGAAACCUUCAUAUCAAACAGUUUCCUUGGACAACACUCAACAGUUGGUGGAGACAAAGAUGAGAGAAAUUUCACAGGAACUGCAAUUGAUCUUGCUAGCAAUGACAAUGCAAUAACAGAUGUUGCAAUUUUCUCAGCAGCAAUUGGAAUUGUUGUGAGGGGACAAGCUAAUAUAAUAACAGGUGUGCAUUGUUAUAACAAAGCAACAUAUUUUGGUGGAAUUGGAAUUUUGGUUAAAUUAGGAGGAAAUAGAAUUGAUAAUUGUUACAUGGAUUUUACUAGUAUUGUCAUGGAAGAUCCUUUUCAAGUUCAUGUUACUAAUGGUUUUUUCUUAGGAGAUGCUAAUGUUGUUUUGAAGUCAAUUAAAGGACAAGUUUAUGGUUUAAAUAUUGUUAACAAUAUGUUUAGUGGAAAUCAUGAUAAUAAGGUUCCUAUUGUGACAUUAGAUGGGGAAUUUAGUAACAUUGAUCAAGUGGUGAUUGAUAGGAACAAUGUGAAUGGUAUGAGUUUGAGAUCAACUGUUGGGAAGUUAAGUGUGGAGGGUAAUGGCACAAAAUGGGUGGCUGAUUUUUCAAAUGUUUUGGUGUUCCCUAAUAAGAUUAGUCAUUUUCAAUAUUCAUUUUAUUCAUUAGAGGGACCAAAGUUUGUUGCACAUUUAGUGAGUAAUGUGUCAAAUAAUGUUGUUGUUGUGGAAAGUGAGAAACAAGUUCAUGGUGUUGUUUCCUUUUUUGUUGAACAAUGAGUCAACAUGGAUGUUUUAGCUUUGUCUAGUGUCUAUCUAUGAUAUAUUAAACUGUGGUUGUAUAAUGGAAAUGUUAUUUUCAUUGACAUUAUUAAACCUAUGGACUUUGCAGUUUGCA